AUGAAAGGUCGGACUGUAAAUGUGACGUAUGAUGGCCUCAAGCGAUCCGCAUUUGUCUCGUCUGGUGAUACUGAUGAUGAUAAGAAAUCGAUAUCAUCACAUAAACCGUCGUUGUACACCGCCUACUGUGGGCAUCGAGUCGUUCGUCUCGCGUCCGACCGUACGCGCACCGCAUUCGACGUUCGUCUCGCGUCCGACCGUACGCGCACCGCAUUCGACGUUCGUCUCGCGUCCGACCGUACGCGCACCGCAUUCGACGCGACCGUACGCGCACCGCAUUCGACGUUCGUCUCGCGUCCGUACGCGCACCGCAUUCGACGUUCGUUCGCACCCGACCGUACGCGCACCGCAUUCGACGUUCGUCUCGCGUCCGACCGUACGCGCACUGCAUUCGACGUUCGUCUCGCGUCCGACCGUACGCGCACUACAUUCGACGUUCGUCUCGCGUACGCGCACUGCAUUCCGCGUCCGACCGUACGCGCACCGCAUUCGACGUUCGUCUCGCUCCGCGUCGCGACCGCUUUCGACGUUCGUCUCGCGUCCGACCGUACGCGCACCGCAUUCGACGUUCGUCUCGCGUCCGACCGUACGCGCACCGCAUUCGACGUUCGUCUCGCGUCCGACCGUACGCGCACCGCAUUCGACGUUCGUCUCGCGUCCGACCGUACGCGCACCGCAUUCGAACUCCGUCCGAAGUCCGUUCGGUUGCACCGGUGCCGGGGAUCGAACCCACACCCUCUGGCACAGGAGGCGGGUACACUGCCCACUACGCCAUUCGGGUCGUCGUUCGUCUCGCGUCCGACUUCGUCCGCAUUCGAAGUCCGUUCGGCUGCACCGGCUAUCGAAGCGAUAAACGGCCCGGCGCCGGCGCCCAUUAAAAUGGCCGCGCCAUACGCGCGUCGCCGUUUCCAU
Molecule: messenger RNA, 912 nt
Organism: Iphiclides podalirius (scarce swallowtail)
Lineage: Eukaryota; Metazoa; Arthropoda; Insecta; Lepidoptera; Papilionidae
Source: the annotation of a GenBank genome assembly